CUUUCUUCAUUCUCAUUUCUCGCUUGCUUCUCAGUUUCUUUACGUGUGACGGAGAUCGUUGAAUAAUCGUUAAAGAAAACAGGGAACGAAAGCGAAAGAAAGUCGUCGUCGGCGUUCGUCACCCGCCAAUUGUUUUAUGGGAGCUCAGCAAACCUAAACCUCAUAAACGACUCCUCUGCGUUUUUACUUCUCCUCCGGUCAACAUCAUCGACGCCUUAUUGUUCCUUCCCUGCUAUAAAAAUGGCUUUCCUUUCUUCAGUUCCCUCCAUCUCUCAUUGGUCCAUCAAAACUUCCCCGUGCUUUUCCCUAUUCUGCUUCUAUGGAAACGAUUUCUAGUUCUUCUUCAAUCUCUGCCCCCAAGUUCCGCUGCUUCGAUCCUUCUAAUUCCACUCCUCCUCCUAAUACAAGAAACCAUUUCUUCAAUUCUUCUUCUUCUUCUUCUUCUUCUUCUUCUUCUUCUUCGAUCAGUUCCAACUCACAGAUCAAAUCGUCAAGAAGCUCUAGUGAAUUGCCCACCAUGUCUCAACCCAAGAUUGUAACUGGUGAAUUUGGAUACGUACUCGAAGAUGUUCCUCACUUGACUGAUUAUAUUCCGGAUCUCCCUACCUAUCCCAAUCCAUUGCAAGAUAAUCCUGCAUAUUCAGUUGUUAAGCAGUAUUUCGUGGACAUGGACGAUACUGUUCCCCAAAAGAUUGUGGUUCACAAAACUAGUCCAAGAGGGAUCCAUUUUAGACGUGCUGGACCACGUCAAAAGGUUUAUUUUGAGUCUGAUGAAGUGCAUGCAUGUAUUGUAACGUGUGGUGGUCUAUGCCCUGGGCUUAACACAGUUAUUAGGGAAAUAGUGUGUGGCCUUAAUUACAUGUAUGGCGUUAACAGGAUCCUUGGGAUAGAGGGAGGAUACAAGGGUUUCUAUGCUCGAAAUACCAUUUCUUUAACACCCAAGGUUGUAAAUGACAUUCAUAAGCGUGGCGGUACUAUUCUUGGUACAUCACGAGGAGGACAUGAUACCUCUAAGAUAGUUGACAGCAUUCAGGACCGGGGUAUUAAUCAGGUGUACAUAAUUGGGGGAGAUGGGACACAGAAAGGGGCUUCUGUGAUUUAUGAGGAAGUUAAAAGGCGUGGUCUGAAAGUUGCAGUUGCUGGAAUCCCCAAGACCAUUGAUAAUGACAUUCCGGUUAUUGACAGAUCAUUUGGUUUUGACACUGCUGUUGAAGAAGCACAACGCGCCAUUAAUGCAGCUCAUGUUGAAGCUGAGAGUGUUGAGAAUGGUAUAGGCCUUGUGAAAUUAAUGGGUCGCUACAGUGGGUUCAUUGCAAUGUAUGCAACUCUUGCUAGCCGAGAUGUGGACUGCUGCUUGAUACCAGAAUCACCCUUUUAUCUUGAAGGACCCGGUGGACUUUUUGAAUACUUGGAGAAACGACUCAAGGAAAAUGGUCACAUGGUUAUUGUAAUAGCUGAAGGUGCUGGCCUGGAGCUGCUUUCUCAAAGCAUGCGUAACAUGGAUCAGAAGGAUGCUUCAGGAAACAAGCUACUCCCAGAUGUUGGGCUGUGGAUAUCUCAGAGGAUCAAGGAUCAUUUCUCAAGUAGAAACAAAAUGAGCAUCAAUCUCAAAUAUAUCGAUCCUACUUAUAUGAUCCGUGCUAUUCCAAGUAAUGCAUCUGACAAUGUGUACUGUACACUUCUCGCCCAAAGUGCAGUCCAUGGUGCAAUGGCAGGGUAUACAGGCUUCACAGUAGGGCUUGUAAAUGGAAGACACACUUACAUCCCAUUCAAUCGUGUGACUGAAAGACAGAACAAAGUCGUGAUUACUGACAGAAUGUGGGCAAGGCUUCUCUCUUCAACCACCCAGCCUAGCUUCGUUCGCCCAAAAGAACUCAUAAGCAAAAAACAAGAACCGGAACCACCUACACAAUUGUUGGACGGAGAGAACAGCCAUAAUGACAGUGAUACCCAGAAGAAGUAAGGACCUUUCCGGUUGGUUAGCCUUUUGGUUUUUCUGAGUAGGCAUUAGGUAAUUGAGAGUUUCUAUUUAUUCCCACCCCACCCAUACAUAUACAAUUCUCGACUGGUUAUUGGAUCAGUUUUGAUUAAUUUUGCUGUGUACGCUGAAGGCAGUUGUACCUUGUAUACAUGUAUUCUUCCAUCUAAAGAUUGCUUAUUUAUUAUCCAACUUGAAUGAAGGUCUCGAGUCGUAUUAUUGGUGGUGGUCAUGCUGUAUCUGUAUUAUGGUGAGGGAUUGUCAUUCUUGGCCAUCCCACUUCCAAACUUUAAGUAAUUAUUCCACGUUCCUUUUUUGUA
Messenger RNA from Nelumbo nucifera (sacred lotus), 2298 nucleotides. Its product is annotated as ATP-dependent 6-phosphofructokinase 3-like. Gene Ontology annotation, molecular function: 6-phosphofructokinase activity; ATP binding. The record is from RefSeq and is a predicted model, not a curated record. NCBI's taxonomy places the organism in Eukaryota, Viridiplantae, Streptophyta, Magnoliopsida, Proteales, Nelumbonaceae. Gene Ontology annotation, biological process: fructose 6-phosphate metabolic process; glycolytic process.